This is a messenger RNA of Leptopilina boulardi, 1026 nucleotides long. RefSeq lists its product as uncharacterized. The transcript is spliced from 4 exons. Lineage: Eukaryota; Metazoa; Arthropoda; Insecta; Hymenoptera; Figitidae. The coding region runs from base 37 to 612 and encodes 191 amino acids. The record is from RefSeq and is a predicted model, not a curated record.
ACAGUAAUAAGUUUCGGUUGAAUCACUUUUGACGUAAUGUUCAGUAUAAAUGAAACGAUCCUUUUUUUAUUAAUCGUGACGACAGGAGCAACUAAAAGUGAACCUAUUCUUCUAUUUCCAAAGAACACACUAUUCCAGAUAACAUUUGGAGGCUCCACUCCUAUCGAAAUGAGCAAAAGAGGAGGUCUAGUAUUCUCAUCUGGAUACCAAUUCAAUUAUGCUUUACCAUGGAAUGUCUCUCAAUUCGAACCCUUGAUUGUAUCAGCUAGGCAAAGCCGCAAUUUAGACUUACAAGAUAUAUAUUCCUCUCUCGAACACUUACUGGAAAGCACUGGUUGGGAAAAAGGAAGAGAGUGCCUUUUAAGAACAAUUUGUGAGCUUGCCGAGACCCCCUUAGCAAGGAGCAGUCAGGACAUUGUUGAGGAUAUUAUUCAUCUGCUUCUUACACCAUCGGAAGAUUUACCGAGGACUGGUUAUUCGAGUCAGCGGAGCGUCAACAAAUUAUAUCAAGAAGCUGAACGAUUAGGAAGGUCUGGUGGUGACUGCAUUCUAAGUUAUCCGGACUGCAUUGAAUCACCGUUAAAGUCAUUUACCCAAAUCAUAUUUCCUUAAGGAUUUCUCUCUUAAUAACAACUUUCAACGCGACAUCUAAGGGAUUAUUUUUGCAUUUCAAAAACGAUUAUACAUUUACGCUGCACAUUUAUGUAUAUUUUCUUUGGGAAAAAUUAAAUAUGUAAUUAUACAUGUAUGAAAAAUUCGUGGAAAUAAACUUUAUGAUUGGUCCAGCGGAUGCUGAAUUACACUCAAAAUAAUUUUUGAAAAAUUAAAUUUGCGAGAUAAUCGCUCCGGAAUACCAUAACUGUCAUUAGAAAAAAGUAUCGAACAAAAAAUGUAAAGAGCACUUAUUGAUUGGUCCAGCAGAUGCUGAGCUACACUUAAAAUAAUUUUCGAAAAAAUUACGAAAAAUUAAAUUUGUGAGAUAAUCGUUCGGGAAUACCACAACUUUCAUUAGAAGAAAGUUCUGAA